AUGUGGCGAUGCCUCCCCACAACUCGACCGUAUCUCCAUGCCGCAUUGGCUCCGGGGUGGAGAGAUAAGUUCCUGGCGUACAAGCGCCUCAAGGUGCUCGUCCGACUCGUCUCCGGCUCCUCGCCGCACCGUGCCGCAGCCGAGGCCGCCUUCGUGCGGCUCCUCAACGACGAGGUCGACAGGUUCAAUGUCUUCUUCCUUGAGCAGGAGGAAGAGUUCAUCAUCCGCCACAGGGAAGUAAGGGAGACGGUGAAGGCGGUGGAAAGCGAGGAGCCGUCGGAGGCGGAGAUGAGGAAGGUGAGGAGAGAGAUCGUGGAUUUGCACGGUGAAAUGGUGCUGCUCCUCAACUACAGCGCCGUCAACUACACAGGGAGCUGAUUUUGAUUUUUCUGAACAUAAUUGGGACACAAUUUGAUGCUACUUUUGGAGAUGCAAAAUCCAGGUGAAAGAAGAAAGAAGAAUUGGAUGACAGACUAUAGAUAUAUGUUUUUCGUCGCCGUUUCUGUUUUUACUUCCAGUGUAUUUGAACAUAUUUUGACAGUAUAGCUUUGCA
Messenger RNA from Triticum aestivum (bread wheat), 553 nucleotides. RefSeq names its product SPX domain-containing protein 3. The record is from RefSeq and is a predicted model, not a curated record. NCBI's taxonomy places the organism in Eukaryota, Viridiplantae, Streptophyta, Magnoliopsida, Poales, Poaceae. Bases 1 to 378 code for a protein of 125 amino acids. The transcript is spliced from 3 exons. Gene Ontology annotation, biological process: cellular response to phosphate starvation.